UACUUCUCUACUGUGACAACAACUUUACUGAAGCAGCUCAAUAUUCCAGUAUAUUGGUCGCAUAGAUACUAAGUCACCACUUACAUACUCUUAAGGACCCAAGGACCUUCACUGGCGGACUACACGCCUCUUCACUUCGAGCCAGUCGCUCUUCUAGGCCUCUGUCGCAAUAUGAAAAUCAACGCCUUCACCAGUCUUUCGCUACCAACAAGAUCGUCUGCAUUAACUUCAUCAAGUGGCUCAACCCUCGCCGCUUUCAGAUAGCGACACAUUCCCAAUGGCCAUUGUCGAAGAAUACUCGGGGCCCACAGAGGGCGGCUCCUCCUCAACAUUUACACUCUCGUCCAAAAUCCAACGUGAAAUCGAAGCGAAUUCAAUUUCUCGGCCCAAAGGAUACAGAGUAUCAUGGCACUACAACCCAGCCGUUGAGAAUCACCACUUCGGACAGACUCACCCCAUGAAACCAUGGCGCCUCACUCUCACCAAAUCUCUCGUCCUUUCCUACGGCAUGCACACCGCAAUGGACACGUACAUCCCACGCGCCGCCACCAAAGAGGAACUAGCAGAGUUCCAUAAAGACAGCUAUGUCGACUUUCUCUCCGUCGCGACGCCACAGAAUAUCUACGAAAUGUACCCUGAACUCGCCGCAGGGCCUACGGGCUACAGUUCAGCUAUCUUCGGGGUCGGCGAUGAUUGUCCGAUCUUUGAUGGCCUCUUUGCCUUCUGCGCCACAUACACGGGCGCAUCCAUCGACGCUGCACGCAAACUAUGCAACAAACAGUCCGACAUCGCCAUCAACUGGUCAGGCGGCCUUCACCACGCCAAAAAGGCUGAGGCCAGUGGAUUCUGCUACGUCAACGACAUCGUGCUUGCCAUCCUACAGCUCCUCCGCCACCACCCUCGCGUGCUGUACAUCGACAUCGACGUGCACCACGGCGACGGAGUCGAGCAGGCGUUCUGGAGCACCGACCGGGUCAUGUGCGUCUCCUUCCACAAAUACGAUAGAGAAGUAUUUUUCCCGGGCACGGGUCCCCUCGAAUCCACGGGGCCCAUCCACCCGGACAACCCGGGCAAGAACUACACGAUCAACGUGCCGCUCAACGACGGCAUCGACGACGAAGGCUACGCGUACCUCUUCCAGAACGUGGUCGAGCCGACCAUCAAGACCUUCAACCCGACGGCGAUCGUGCUCCAGUGCGGCGCCGACAGCCUCGGCCACGACAGGCUGGGAUGUUUUAACCUGAACAUCCGCGGGCACGGAAACUGCGUGAGCUUUGUCAAGAGUUUUGGCCUGCCGAUGCUCGUUGUCGGCGGCGGGGGGUACACGCCCCGGAACGUCGCGAGGGCGUGGGCGCACGAGACCUCGAUCCUCAUCGGCGCCGACAAGACGCUCAACCCGGACCUGCCGGAGUUCAUGCCCCACCGCGAGGCGUUCCGUCGGGAAGGCUUCACGCUGUUUCCUAACCUGAGCGCGUGGAAGAAGGACAACAUGAACACCCGCGCGGACGUGGAAAAGAUCAUCCGCCACGUGCGCGAGCAGCUGGCGUACAUCCGCGGCGCGCCCAGCGUGCAGAUGCAGCACAUCCCGCCCGACCUGCAGGGGUGGAGGGAGGAGGUCGAGGACGACCUGAGGGCCAAGAGGGUCGAAAGGGACGACUUCAAGGAGGAGCGCGACGGUGCUGGAGGCCUGGUCGCGAAGGCGAGCAGGAGGAGGGAGCUUGAGAGGAAUGGGCCGACCGGUGGGAAUACCUUUUUGUCAUGAGAUCGAAGAAUUCACGGGUCACGUAUCUGUCUUUCACCUAGGUGUUUUUGUCUGGGUUUGUGUAGACUCAAGGUCACAACAACAGGGCGUAAGAAGUUAAAAAUGGCAAUCGGUAACUGCUCACUGUUGAUGAAGUCGAAGUUUCCUGUGAGUACUCCGUAUCAGGGUAGGUACACCACUGGGUCCAGGGUUGGCAUUACUGUGCUCGUACAUCUCCUUUUUUGUUUUGUUUUUGAGAGUCCUUGUCUCUACCCAGGUAGGUAAAUGUUCGAU
Molecule: messenger RNA, 2035 nt
Organism: Exophiala oligosperma
Lineage: Eukaryota; Fungi; Ascomycota; Eurotiomycetes; Chaetothyriales; Herpotrichiellaceae
Exons: 1
Coding region: 278-1762 (494 amino acids)
Molecular function (GO): histone deacetylase activity
Source: RefSeq, a predicted model, not a curated record